Molecule: messenger RNA, 1219 nt
Organism: Mycetomoellerius zeteki
Lineage: Eukaryota; Metazoa; Arthropoda; Insecta; Hymenoptera; Formicidae
Exons: 1
Coding region: 10-507 (165 amino acids)
Biological process (GO): hemocyte migration
Source: RefSeq, a predicted model, not a curated record
UUAGGACCAAUGAUGAAAGGCAGACCGAGGGGAUCGCUUUUAAGACUCUUGAUUCUCAUCCUGACGACGGUGGAUCAGAUGAUGGUAGUCUUGACGGCUCAUCACGGUGGUCAUCAUCAUCGAGUCUCGAGGAGGAUCCAUCUGCCACGUGCGGUGGAGGCUACCAAGAAGUUUCUUUGCAGAGAGCCCCAAUCGAGAGCUUACAAUCUGAGGGAUCUGGUGCACAGUAUGCAACCAAGCGAGAGCGUGAAUCAGCCGGUGUACAUUGUGGUGAAGAAGUGCGAUAACCACUCGGGCUGCUGCGUUAGCCCCGACCUCAGCUGCGCGCCGGUGCCGUCGUCGAUCUAUCACGAGGACAUGGAGAUUGAGGUCUGGAGCUUGCUGACGAAUAGCACGAGGAGGGUGUGGAUCAGGAUCGAGCAGCACGGCAGAUGCAGCUGCGAGAUCAGUAGUGCUAGUGAGAGACUUAAAGAGGACACUCGGCCACCUAGUAUACAGAUUCUUUGAUCCUUGAAGUUCCUUGGAUCCUAGAUUCAGCACUGAAGCAGAGAACUGCAAGUAGAUCGAUCAGCGGUUGGCUGAUUACCCUGCAUUUCGAUCGACAAUUCUGUGCUGGAAGAAGAAUAACGUGAAGUGUCAAUUGAAGUUGGUUACUCAAGACUGGGAUUAAUUUUUUAAGAUUUCUAUUUGUACACACUUUAAUUUUUUAAGGUUUCCUUAAAAUUGCGUGUCGCGGUAGAACGGAGACUAGAGAUGCAACAGCACUGACAUGUUCGCCAAGAAUUUUUAAUAUACAGUGCAAUAUUAUAAGAAAAAUAUGAAUGAUAUAAAGUGUUGAUAAAUGUCGAUUGUAGCUGAGACUGAGGACAGUUUUUAUAGUUAAUGUUCGACCUGUCUAUUCCGUUUACGGCUACAUGAUGGUGGAAGACAAGAAGCGAUAAAGUGAAAUUAGUUAGCAGACACUAUAUGGACUUUGAUACUCCAAAUUAGCUUAAUUAACAAAUCUAAUUAAGAAAUUAAGAACUAAUAGAAAAUACAAAGAAAGUCGCUCAAUAAGUGAUUGUGAUUGUGAAGAAUUAUGUCAUGAAGCAUACUUUGAAUGCAAAAAUCAUUAUUUGGAUGAGCGAGAAAAAGGAAACGAACCGAAUAGGUAAAUUUAAGAAUUUAAAGAUUCAAUUUCGGUGACUAUUUUUUCGAAAAAAACUUUCAUCCUUCAAAA